This is a messenger RNA of Manis javanica (Malayan pangolin), 7201 nucleotides long. It is a transcript of the gene IGF1, whose product is annotated as insulin like growth factor 1. The record is from RefSeq and is a predicted model, not a curated record. Gene Ontology annotation, biological process: cell population proliferation; regulation of protein phosphorylation; negative regulation of apoptotic process. Gene Ontology annotation, cellular component: extracellular region. Gene Ontology annotation, molecular function: hormone activity; insulin-like growth factor receptor binding; growth factor activity. Lineage: Eukaryota; Metazoa; Chordata; Mammalia; Pholidota; Manidae.
AGAAGAGGGAGAGAGAGAGAAGGCAAAUGUUCCCCCAGCUGUUUCCUGUCUACAGUGUCUGUGUUUUGUAGAUAAAUGUGAGGAUUUUCUCUAAAUCCCUCUUCUGUUUGCUAAAUCUCACUGUCACUGCUAAAUUCAGAGCAGAUAGAGCCUGCGCAAUGGAAUAAAGUCCUCAAAAUUGAAAUGUGACAUUGCUCUCAACAUCUCCCAUCUCUCUGGAUUUCUUUUUGCUUCAUUAUUCCUGCUAACCAAUUCAUUUCCAGACUUUGCACUUCAGAAGCAAUGGGAAAAAUCAGCAGUCUUCCAACCCAAUUAUUUAAGUGCUGCUUUUGUGAUUUCUUGAAGGUGGAGACGCACAUCAUGUCCUCCUCGCAUGUCUUCUAUCUGGCCCUGUGCUUGCUUACCUUCACCAGCUCUGCCAUGGCUGGACCGGAGACGCUCUGUGGGGCUGAGUUGGUGGAUGCACUUCAGUUCGUGUGUGGAGACAGGGGCUUUUAUUUCAACAAGCCCACAGGGUAUGGCUCCAGCAGUAGGAGGGCGCCUCAAACAGGCAUCGUAGAUGAGUGCUGCUUUCGGAGCUGUGACCUGAGGAGGCUGGAGAUGUACUGUGCACCCCUCAAGCCUGCCAAGGCCGCCCGUUCAGUCCGCGCACAGCGCCACACUGACAUGCCCAAGGCUCAGAAGUAUCAUCCCCCAUCUACCAACAAGAAAACGAAGUCUCAGAGGAGAAGGCAAGGAAGUACAUUUGAAGAACACAAGUAGAGGAAGCACAGGAAACAAGAACUACAGAAUGUAGGAAGACCUCCUUGAGGAGUGAAGAAUGACAUGCCACUGGCAGGAUCCUUGGCUGUGCACAAGUUACCUGUUCAACACCAGAAGACCUACCAAAAAAAUAAGUUUGUUAACAUUUCGAAAGAUGGGCAUUUCCCCCCAAUGAAAUACUCAAGUAAACAUUCCAACAUUGUAGGAGUGAUUGUUAAAAGCUUUGCACCUUGCAGAAAUGGUCCUGGAGUUGGUAGAUUGCUGUUGAUCCUUAAUCAAUAAUGUUCUAUAGAGAAUAUAUAUAUAUAUAAAUAUACAUAUAUAUAUAUAUAUAUAUAUAUAUCUUAGUCCCUGCCUCUCAAGAGCCACAAAUGCAUGGGUGUUGUAUAGAUCCAGUUGCACUAAAUUUGUCUCUGAAUCUUGGCUGCUGGAGCCAUUCAUUCAGCAGCCUUGUCUAAGUGGUUUAUUAAUUUUUUUUAUUUGCACUUCUUUCUACGCAACACAGGCUGUUUGUUUUACAGUGUCUGAUCAUCUUGUCUAGCCCAGCUCCUUUUCGUCACCUUUAUAUUUGCCAGUUUGGCCUCCUCAAUAGCAGCAGCAAGCAGUUAAGUAGCACAUCAAUUUUUAACCCACAAGAUUCCAUCUGUGGCAUUUGUACCAAAUAUAAGUUGGAUGCAUUUAUUUUAGUAGACACAAAGCUUUAUUUUUCCACAUCUUGCUAAAAAAAAAAAAAUGCAAGUAGUUGCAACCUCAAGGCCAAUCAUUUGUAGCUGUGUUUUAAGCAUAGAAAGUCUCAAACUAUCAAUGGUUCCUUCAAAUGAGUUUGUGUGCAACCUGAUUAGUAACUUCUCUUUUAAUUUUUUCCAUAUAGAGCACUAUGUAAAUUUAGCAUAUCAGUAAUACAGGAUGUAUCAAACAGUAUGUAAAACUGUUUUUUAGUACAAUGGUGCUAUUUUGUAGUUUGUUAUAUGAAAGAGUCUGGCCAAAACGGUGAAAGGUGAAAGCAAAAGAGGAAACCUGGAGCCAAAGAUGAUACAGAGGGGAAGGAAACUAAAAAUCCAUCAAUUUGGGAAAGAAGGCAAGGGUUCCCCAGUUAUGCCUUCCAAGAGAAACUUACGACACAAAGUUCACUGACACAAAUUUGACUGGCGAGUCCAGAGAGGAGUGGAAAAAGCAGAAGGCUAGGAACUUAACAGUCCUGAUUUCUUUUUCUCACUAAAGAAACAAACAUCUGCCGACUCUGCCAUGGACUCACCACUGUGUGACCUUGGGCAAGUCACUUCACCUCUCUGUGCCUCAGUUUCCUCAUCUGCAAAAUGGGGGCAAUACGCCAUCUACCUACCUCACAGGGGUGGUAUAAGGAUUAAAAAGAUAAAACUCCAGAUUUUUAUCCUGGGUUGCUAUGAGGGCAAAAGAUCAGAGCCCUUGAGUUGCUGGGAUGCAAGGAAUUCUAUGAACAACCCAUUCACAGCAUUGCUGGAAAGUUGAUUAGCCAAAUGCUCUUGACCAGCCAAUUCUUAUCAAUGAAGCUAUACAACUACCUAGUUGUUAAAAGUGAACAGCUCAGUCUUGUUUAAAACACUUUUCAAAAUAAAUUCAAAACAUUAAAUUUACAAUUUGAUUUUGAACUCUACAUUUGGAUUUAUGAAUGUGUAUGAGAAGAGAGAAAGGAAAAAAGAAAAGGAGAAAAACAGAAAAAGAGUCCUGCCAGGAAAAGGUGCUUACUCCAUUUGUUAGCAUUCACUGACUCUUCCAGGCAGUUACUAGAAAUCUAGGAAUACUUCUUUUAAUAUAAAUGAUACUUUAUUUAUUUUGGAAAACACAAGUUUUUCCUUCUCUUCAGGCAAUCUAAAAAAUGGUCCAAGAGUUUAAAUAUUGAAGUAAUAUCUAAUAAAGAAAUUAGUUACUUUUUAAAUGAAUUUUGCUCUUAUCUUUGGCUAUAUAUAAAUAUACAUAUAUAUUUAAAUUUUUUUGUUAAAAUAUACUUGACUAAGGUUACUAGUUGAGAUGCAAAAUUUUCCUUCACAACUAGAAUUCCCUUAUUUCUUCUUAGAAGAGUCCUCCUAGCUCUCUGUGAAUGUGUCUUACCCUUUCAACUGAAAAUCAAUAUCAAGAAAAUGAAAUGAUAAGGAUAUGCCCACAGUGGCCUAGAAAAUAUUUCUUGUCUCUAUAUCAAGAUUUUCUUGUUAGAACAAUGAAUUCGUCCAUCAUUCAGAUCUUUCUAUCUGUCUUAGAAGCUUUUGAUGAAAAGCAACCAGGCCUGAUUAUUUCAUGCAAAUUAUAUCCCUUUUAUUCUUGGAAAGUAUAUAUGGAAAACAAAAAUAAGCAUCUUAAGUUUUCAUCCCACUGGUUCACCUCAAGAUUUGGAUGCAAGGAAGAAAAAAAAAAGACUUCCUGAACCUUGCAACAUAUGCAAAAAGAAAGCCUAUUUAGUGGGUGCCCCUGCUAAGACAACAAGUAUUUUAACCCUCUGUCCACAGUAUUAUUGAACUGAGCACCUCUGACAUGCUGAUCAAUGCUCCGAUCACUAGGCACAGAUAUAAGUCAUUUUUGCCCUUCAUCUGUUUUUCAGAAAUAUAGGUUCUGUGGAAUGAGAUGCUGGACCCCUUUUCCUGAAAUGGCACUUCUGAUUUUUCUUGUUCCUAGACCUUUUAAAAUCACUGUCUCCCAGUAGCACUUUACAUGCAAUCUUCUACAGACCUAUGGAUUUCCGACCUGGUUGGAUAUGGAAAUUCUAACAAUGUCUAUGACCUAUUUGAUUCACUUAAUAAUUCUAUUCACAGCCAAAAUAUGCCCCAGUAAGGAAAGCUUAAAUAUGCAAAGCCGUAUUAUCUUUCCUAACUUUUUCUAACACAUAGUCUUCUCCAACUGUAUCAUAAACCAACUAAUUGAAAAUUAACCAAUUAUAUGAACCUGCUAUCUUAUUUUCAAAUGAAUUAAAACUAGAAGACAAAUUGAUGUAAACUAUAAAAAUCAGCCAAUCGCUAUAUAUUACAGCAGAAUAACCCAGGAUCAAUAGAAGGAAGUACCUAAAAUUUCACAACUCAAAAUUUCAUCAGCUUUGCUGUAGAAUUUUAAAAUGAGUCAACUUCAGGAUGUUUAUAAGAAAACUAUAAGUACUGGUAAGAAUGAGCUUUCAACUUACAGGCUUAUUUACUAUUUAAUUGACAACACUGCCUGCCUAUGUCAAAUUUCUGUUCCCACUUCCCCAGAUAGAUACUAUUCUAAGGUGAGAAGGUUCCACAGAAAAGUUAAUGCAUGUUUCCAUUGGAAUCCACUCUUCUAGAGAUAAGGAAAAACUCUUCCACACCUGGCCUACAUACACACACACACACACACACACUCAUCCUGAGUCCAGUGGAAUAUGGAGAAGAAACAGCUUCCUUGAAAAAUCUUAUUAAAAAGAAAAAAAAAUGGCCUGGCCUCCCUUGAAAAUCCUUCCCCUCCUUGGAAUGUCUGUGUUUGUGUAGAUGAAACCAUCGCAUGCACUGUGGCUCCAGGGUUUCUGUUACCAGUUUAAGCACUUGGGAGACUGCUUAAACGGAAGAUGUAGCACAUUUUGCUUUCCCAUUUAUUGUUUGGCCAGCUAUGCCAAUGUGGUGCUAUUGUUUCUUUAAGAAAGUACUUGACUAAAAAAAAAAAAAACAAAAAAAAGAAGGCAUAGACAUAUUUUUUUAAAGUAUGAAAACAACAAAUCUAUAGAUAGAUGGCUUAAUAAAAUAGCAUUAGGUCUAGUUACCACCACCUUUCAAGUUUUUAUUAUUCACAAGUAGAGUACUGUUCACCAAAUUGUGAGUUUGGGGGUGUAGAAGAGGAAAUGGAAAUUUUCUUCAAUUUAGAAGAUUAUUUUUGUUGGCUCUCAAGCUCAGCAAAAAUGAGCAAUAUAUUAUCCAAUCUGAACACCUUGACCAAGAGCAUGGAAUAUAUAUAAAGGGGGAGAGAAAAGACCUUAGAGGCAAGUGGCAGAACUAAAAAGAUGACUAAGUUACUGAUUUUUGUACUCUCUGCUUAAAAACCCAGAUAUUCAGCAAGUGGAGACAAUAAAAACAGAAAAAAUACAUAGAUUCACCAACAAAAAAUAGCCUCUGCCACAUCCUCCUUGAGUAAUUCUUUGGCGUUUAUUGGUUUAUAGAAGAUAUUCUCCCUUCAUCUAAACAUCUCAAAGAGCAGUAGCUCUCAUAAAAAGCAAUCACUGAUCUCAUUAGGAAGUGUUAGAAAGUAUUUCCUUAUGAGAUGGGGGUUAUCUACUGAUAAGGAAAGAGAAGAAUUUAUUAGAAAUUGUUAAAAGAGAUGGCUAACAAUCUGUGAAGACUUUUUUGUUUUUGUUUUUGUUUUUUUGUUUUUUUACUUUAUAUAGUCUUUAUGAAUAUCUUAAUGUUCAAAAAUGACUUGGUUCUUUCAUCUUUUUUUACAUUGGAAUGAAGGAUGAUAAGCCUACAUAGACUCUUUGAAACUAUAGGCUAGAUAGAAAUGUAUGUUUGACAUGUUGAAGCUAUAAUCAGACUAUUUAAAAUGUUUUUGCUAUUUUUAAUCUUAAAGGAUUUACUAAUUUAUUAGAGACAGAUCCUGUUAGGCUCUCUUCAUAAAAAAAAGAGUAUUUCCACUCAUCACCUGGGCUUUCCCAUCAGUGUUUUCAAAAGAUAAAUCUGAUUUAUGCAUCAUUGUAGCAUCACUGUUUUAAAAUUUUUAAAUAGAAGAAUUUUGAUUCUUUAUGCCCCUCUUCUUCAAUGAUCAUAAAGUCCAGAAUCUGAGGGGGCAGAAGCAAGAGGAAAAUCUUGUUGAUUCUAUGUUUUUGGGUUUUUUUGUUGGUUUGUUUUCAAUGCUAGUGUUUAAUCUUAUAGUAUAUAUUUGCUUAUCGCUAUUUUAAUAUUCUAAAAGACUUUCCUGUUAGGUAUUAGAAAUGGAUACAUAGAUAUCUUUUUUGUGUGGUUUAUAUUUUUAAAAAAUAGAAAUGAGAAGACUGUCUUUAAGUACAUAUGAUAUAGGAUGAAGAUACUGAUUGAAAUUACCAAGUCCUAUCUGGAACAAUACUUUUUUAGGAAACCUCACAUAGGUAAGACAGAGGCCCAGGGAAUUUUUGAAACUGUCUUUAUUCCUCCAACUAUCUCUAUUCAUUUACCAUGUGCUUCAAAAUUUUAUAGAGGGUUAACCAAGCUGAAAUUCUAGAGCUAAAUGGAUCUCUUUAAAAACAUAUAUUUCACAUGUUCCCUCUUAAUUUAUGAUCACACACUGAUCUGACACGUGGUCCCUGUCUUCCGCUAUUCUUUGGUUGUCAUUGAUAAGAUCUUCCAAGGAAAAAAAAUUUAUUUAAAAAAGGAGAACACGAAAGUCCAAGUGUUACAGCCCAAUUGAAAUAAGAGAUGAAAUGGAGAUGGAGUUUUUCCUAUUUGACCCCUGCUGAAUCGCCUGUCAUCUUCAAAAUGAUCUUUUGCAAUCCUUAGAAUCUCCUUUCUUCUAAUUGCCCAGGCUACUGUAUCCUAAAAGUAAACAUUACUCAUUUUCUUUUGUCCAAAAUGCACUGAUGUGAAAACCAGAAAAAUUAAAACAAUUCAAAAAUCCCUUACAAAGCCACCAACUGGCCCUACUCACCCACCCACAGCAAAAUUAUGUUAAUCCCUUAAUCUGAUUUUGUUUGGAUAUUUAUCUUGUGCCUGCUACUAAACAUACUUCAGGAGGGACUCUGAAACCUCAAGCCAUCUACUUAUAUCUCUUAUCUGUGUCUCUGCAAUAUUAAAAUGUCUAUUCAAAAUAUCAAAACUUUCAAUCAUGCAGCUUGUAUUCAGUUUACAUAAAGGCCCCAAAUACCAUGUCAGAUCACUUUUUCUAAGAGAGUUAAUGAACUAGAGUUAUAGGCUAAGUGUAAUAAGUAAACUUACAGACACUGAAUUAAUUUCCCUGCUAUUUGAAACCAGAAAAUAAUGAUUAUUUAUUAUUUGGUCUUCAUUCAAAAAAAUUCUUUCAUUAAAUUAACUCUGAUUGUAUUUGAAAUUAUUAUUCAAUUCAUUUAUGGCAGAGAAAUGUCAAAUCCUGAUGACUCCUAAAAAUGUAACUAACUGAAUCAUUAUCUUACAUUUACUGUUUAGUAAGCAUAUUUUGAAAAUGUAUGGCUAGAGUGUCAUAAUAAAAUGAUAUAUCUUUCUUUAGAAAUUACAUUAAAAUUAAUGUUUGAUUAAUUAGUUCUUUUGGACAAUGUUGGUAUAAUGUGUCAUUCCUUAAAAAUCCUAUUGUUACAUUGCACUUUUAUUAAUUAGCAUCAUUGCAACAAAUAAACAUGAAAACUUACCCAGAAAAAUAAAACUAAUCAUAUAUCAGAAUGGAGAUAUCUUAUAGAAUUAUAGAUUAUAUUUAAAGAUAAAUGUUUCAAAGAAUUUGUACAAACUAUGUAAGAGAUGUAUGAAUUGUACAGUAUAUGCAGUAACAAUAAAGCAGAUUUAAGUAA